This is a messenger RNA of Protopolystoma xenopodis, 282 nucleotides long. Lineage: Eukaryota; Metazoa; Platyhelminthes; Monogenea; Polystomatidea; Polystomatidae. The record is from the annotation of a GenBank genome assembly.
AUGCCAUCGAACAACGAUCUACCUGGUCUUAAGGAUGUGACCAACUUGGCACGUUUGACCAAUCCAGCACCUCCGCGCUACCACGACCAGCCCUGGUAUCAUGCUUCACUUGAUCGAAAAAGCGCCGAAGACCUAUUAACUCGGGCAUAUCUUCCUGGUGCCUUUCUGGUCCGAUCCAAAUAUUCCGAUACAUUGGAGACCAGCGAGGAUGAGCCUGAUCAGUUUGUGAUCUCUUUCCAAAUUGGAUAUGAUUUGGACAAGCUGAAAUAUAGCCUAGCUUGA